UCUAUCUACUUUCACUUUCAUUUUCGUGCGCGAUCAAGAAACGACGAUAGAUCAUAAACGAAAACUAAGAAAACUUCCUGUCUGUGCUAGCCCAAAGAGUAUUUAUUAGGGGAUGGCAACUUUUUUCAACAGGAUAGAAUUAUCUACAGGAGACACCGUAUACCUCCUUGUAAAUUAUAAAAAUGAAGAUGCUGACGAAUUUUUGCUGUCCAUCUCAGAUGGAAGCCAAGUAUCUAAAGGAAAAUUUGAUGAAGACGACAUUGAGGAAAUGAGGAAAACGCUGAAAAUGGAUUAUGAAUCCCUAUUAAAGAAAACAAAAGAUGCUUUGAGUUGUGAAACUUCCUCUGGUUGGUCAUUUGAAUACAAACUCAACCCCAAAAGAACAGAGUUCCAGUGGUAUUAUGCUCCAGAUGAAGAUUUAACUUACAUGUUGGGGAGUUGUUCCCUAAAACCAGCAAAAGAUCCCUCAAAAUCCAUGUCUGAAAUCCUCAACCACUGUAUAGAAAGACAGAAGGAACUAAAAGAAAAAGUCUCAGUACUACAAACAGAUUAUGACAGAAUAACACAGGAAAGGGCUAAUGCCCUCAAGAGGUUGGAAAAAUGUGUUGUUGCAAAGGAGGAAUUAGAAAAAGAAUUAUACUCAAAGUUUGUUGAUGUUUUAAACAGCAAGAAGGAAAAAAUAAGGCAGCUUAAAAAUCACUACACAAAUGGCACAGAUUCACUUCCAGGACCAUCAAAUGCAGAUGAACCAAUCAAAACACAGGAGAAAAGGUUAAAGAAAAGGUCAGCACCAAAUGAUGAAGAAAUGAGUGAUGCAGAAACAACAGAUGAAGAAAAGAAUUCAUCACAAAAAGGUAAAAAGUCUAAAAAGGAGGUGAAGAAAAGUCCCCAGAAGGAUGACUCUAUUGUGUUAGAUACUGGGGAGGAGAGUCUCGGGACAUCAAUGGUGUCUAGACCACGGAGAAAUGCUGAGUCAAACAAACGUAAAACUCCAUCCAAACCUGUCCUACCAAAAGUUUCAUCAUCAGAAAUAAAGCCAGAGAGACCUGUCAGAAUGAAAAAAGCCACCUCCUCUACAUCAAACCGAUCUUCUGACAACAUCGAUGCUGAUGACCUCAUUGACAAUUUAUGAUGGUGUCAUUGGCAAUUUGUGAAGAUGUCAUUAAAAAGUGUUUGAUGUUUUUACUAACUACAUCAAAAUGUGCAAGGACAAGAUGUAAAACUUAGGAUGUUCAUAAGGAAAGUAUCAGGACAGUUCUAUUGAUAGUGUUAAUUACCAGAGUGUGUUUUAGACCAGUAUUUAUAUUAGUUAGUGCCAGGAAUGGAAACUGUUUAGUAGUAAUAUUAGAGCCAUUAAUGAAAAUUUGUAGAUUUAUUCCAACAAUUAAGACUUUUGAUCAAGAAGCUUUUAAAAAAUAUGAAUUUGUUUGUAUAAUUAUAUUAUUAAAUAAUAUUUAACUUUCA
Messenger RNA from Saccostrea cuccullata (small rock oyster), 1464 nucleotides. Its product is annotated as DNA repair protein XRCC4-like. The coding region runs from base 113 to 1132 and encodes 339 amino acids. Lineage: Eukaryota; Metazoa; Mollusca; Bivalvia; Ostreida; Ostreidae. Gene Ontology annotation, cellular component: DNA ligase IV complex; nucleus; DNA-dependent protein kinase-DNA ligase 4 complex. The transcript has 11 exons. The record is from RefSeq and is a predicted model, not a curated record. Gene Ontology annotation, molecular function: DNA binding. Gene Ontology annotation, biological process: double-strand break repair via nonhomologous end joining; positive regulation of ligase activity; response to X-ray.